GACCAAGGAGGCAAGACCCCAGCAGGUCACAAGUAACGUGGCGAUGUAGAACUCAGAGCCAGGUCCAUUCGUUGUAAUAUUAGGAAUUCUGUCCAAGAGGAAGAGAACUUUCAAGGAAAGUUGGCAAUAGAAUCUGCUGCUUCCCUUUGUAAAGGCACAGCAGCUCUUUCUCAUCCCAAUCCAGGAAAUUCAUAGAACAGAAAUUUUGCGGAUUGAAUUCAGGUUCCAUCGAACCGCCGGAUAGAAGUUUUCCUCAGCUGAUUUGAUGUGCAAAGAAGGGUCUGCUCUUGAGCCGCUGCAGACUGCGAAAUGACGAUCAAGAAAUCUGUUGAAGGUCAAAGAAGCAUUCAUCUGGAUAUUCCUCAGCUUCAGAAGAAACAUGAAGUAUUCAAUUCACCCGCCACAAUCUUUGAGCCGCAGACUAGUGCUGGUAGGAGAGACGGAAGCAGCAGGAACUCUGUUCACCCCACACUGCCGGCUGUUUCGGCGCCGGAGAAGAAGCUGACUCUGUUUGCUCUCCGCCUUGCGGUUCUCGAAAAAGCAGCCACUGGCCUGGGAACCCUUGGUUUCAUCUGGGCAACGGUUGUGCUCCUAGGGGGCUUUGCCAUUACCCUAGAGAACACCGACUUCUGGUUCAUCACCUUCAUUUUAUUAAUUGAAGGAGCUCGAAUAUUCAGCAGGAGUCAUGAGCUGGUAUGGCAACACCAGUCCACAUGGUCAAUAGCUGAUGCCGGAAUCAGCAGCUUCCGAAAGCUCAGAUUGAGCUCUAGUACUCUAGUUGUAUCCGUGAAGGAUAUGUUGAGUCCCGUAAGCUCUGGUACAAGGAAGCAAAGUCAAAGCAGCAGGGAAAUUUCCAAAACCACUGAUGCGCCAAAUGUCAGAGAGCAGAAAUUGCAAAGGAAGACGACCCGGAUUUGGAUUUCUUCGGAAGUUCCUAUUGUACCUUAUGGGGGAUGGGUUUUCCUUUCAAGAAAUAUCAGCAAGAUUCUAUAUUGGCUUCAGCUCUUAUCAGCUAUGGUCUGCAUUGUGCUCUCACUGAUGAAGCUCAUCGAGCACAAUUAUGGUGAGGUAGCUAAAGGAGACACAGACAAGAGAAACCGGAAAGCUGCUCUGAUUAUCUUUUAUGCCUUGGCUUUGGCAGAAGCUCUGGUCGUCCUGACAGAGAAACUUUACUGGGAGUGGAAGGUUGUAAUCUGUAAGCUUCUCGAAGGGGUGAACGACGAAUGCGAUCUGGGGGCUUCAGGUAUGAUCUCGACUCAGAGAUUUUUCUAUGACUCCUAUUCAAAAUGUAUUAGUGGGAGCAUUUUUGAUGGCCUGGGAAUGGAUAUGGUGACUUUUGCGACGGAUCUCUUAUCUUCAAACUCGCUGGAUGAGCAGCUCAUAGGAGCCAGGAUUCUUCAACGGUUUUCUACGAACAAACGGUUUUCAAACGACACGCUUCAGAAGAUCGGAACAACUCUGCCUGUUAUAGAGAGACUGGUGGAGAUCUUAAACUGGAAAGACCCACAAGAGGAAGAAAUCAGGCUAUCAGCUGCAGCAAUAGUUUCGAAAUUAGCCGGGAAAAAGCAAAACUCCCUUCGGGUCACUGGAAUACCUGGGGCUGUGGAAUCGAUAUCAUCUCUUCUCCAGACAAACAGAAGCCCCAGUUCAGCAGCAGACGAAAUUGGAGAAAAGAAAAUCAUCUUUGACCAUGAAGACUAUGGAUACUGGACUUUCAAUCAUUUGGGACUUCUCAUUCUGAAGAAACUAGCCCGUGAUCAUGAUAACUGCGGAAAAAUUGGAAACACAAGGGGCCUUCUACCUAAAAUCAUAGAUUUCACUCAUGCUGAUGAAAGAAUGUUGAAGGACUCAAGUGGCACCACAUCGCAGGAUUUGAAUGUUAGAAGGUCCUUACAACUUAUGAAGAGGCUGGCAAGCACGACAGGUACCACCGGGAAAAUUCUCCGGAGAGAGAUCUCUGAGAUAGUCUUCACGAUAAGCAACAUAAGAGAUAUUCUACGAUAUGGAGAGAAACGACCGGAACUGCAGAAACUAGGGAUUGAGAUCCUUACCAGUUUGGCACAAGAAGUUGAUGUAUCAGAGCGAAUAGGAGAGACCGGAGGAGUUCUGAAAGACCUGUUAAAGAUUUUCUUCCGACAAGGAGUGCCAGAAGAUCAAAGGGAUGUGAGGAUCGUGGCCGGAGAAGCCCUGGCAAUGCUGGCUUUCGAAAGCAAGAGCACCUGUCAUCGAAUCUUGAAGUUAAAUGUAGUGGAGGGGCUUGUUGUAGCAUUGGAGGUACCGCUUAUUCAUGUUAAUGCUGGAAGAAUUUUGAGGAAUCUGUGCACUUACACUGGACCAGAGUCCUUCAACCAGCUAAAGGGAGUAACAGCAGCGGCACCAAUAGUAAGUGCAUUCUUUUGCUAAAACUGAACCUGAACCGCAUUCUCGAUAACCAGAAAGGGCAGUUUUGUACAAGUUUAAGAUGUCCUAGAAAGAAUGAAAUUAAUUGUUCCUACCUUACCAUCGUUCCUAUACGCAGGUUCUCAAUGCAAUCUUGUCAGAAGAAGGCAAAUUUCGAGAGGUGAUGGUUGGGCUAGCAGCACAUACUUUCAAGUUCAUGACAUCAGAAGAAUCAACUGCCGUCUUCAAGAAGGCGGGGGUUAGAGAAGCCAAAUUA
Molecule: messenger RNA, 2656 nt
Organism: Rhodamnia argentea
Lineage: Eukaryota; Viridiplantae; Streptophyta; Magnoliopsida; Myrtales; Myrtaceae
Exons: 1
Coding region: 310-2403 (697 amino acids)
Source: RefSeq, a predicted model, not a curated record